UAACAAGUAUUGUCCAUGUCUUGGCAGGAAUCAACGUACACGCCGCAGGUUGAAGCCAUCUCCCCAACCCUUCCGUCGGACCCCAGAGAUGAGUCUCCGCUCAGGUCAACCAAAGAUGAUCUACUCAAACAUAUAGAACAAGUAGACCGUGAGAUUGCUAAGGCAGAGUCGAGCAUUGCAAAGCUUCGGAAGAAGGAGGGAGAGUUGCAGGCGGCAGCGCAGAAGGGUGAUGGCGCCAAGACGGAGGAAGAGGAUGUCAAGGAGCCCCGGCACCACAGUAUUGCUCAGAUUAUAUAUGCUGAGAACAGGAAAAAAGCGGAGGAAUCGCACAACAUCCUGGACAAAUUGAUGCCACCGACAGAUGUUCCCACAGUCUUGCCGUUGUACCACCAGCCGACGGACACGGAAGUAUACAUGUCAAACAAGCGGCAAUAUGCGGGAUUCAAGCGACGCUUGGUGGAGUAUUUCAAGAAGAGGCAUUCCAGCAAGAAUGAGAGGGACUCCAGCAUCACCCAGACGUACUCCAAGCUGAUGACGGAGUGGUUGAAGAAAGUUGAGAAGGUUGAGAACUCCAAGAGACACAAGGAGAAGGUGGCCAAGAACAGAGAACUCUUUGAGAAAGUCUUCCCAGAACUAAGGAAGCAGAGAGAAGAGAAGGAGAGGUUCUCAAGGGUGGGGGCCAGAGUCAAGAGUGAUGCUGAGAUGGAGGAGAUCAUGGAUGGUUUACAAGAGCAGGAGAAUGAGGACAAGAAGAUGCGGGCGUAUGCUGUCAUUCCACCAAUCCUCCUAGAGGACAAGAAGCGUCGCCACCGCUACAUCAACCAGAAUGGACUCAUCGAAGAGCCCAUAGGAGAGUACAAGGACCACAAGAACAUCAACAUCUGGACGGAACAGGAACGGGAAAUCUUCCGUGAGAAGUACCUCCAGCAUCCCAAGAAUUUCGUCGUCAUAGCGAGUUAUCUGGAGCGGAAGUCUGUCAACGACUGCAUCCAGUAUUACUACAGCACCAAGAAGAAGGAGAAUUAUAAGAUGUUGGUCAAGCGGCGGAUACGACGGCCGCGCAAGCCCAAUAAUCAACCGGUUGUGGAGGUUCUGGGGAUGAAUUCAACCGGGGUCACCACGCGGGGGUCUGUGGCGGCUCUGCGCACGCAGCAACCCCCAGGGCGCACCAUGACCAUGACCGGUGGCCAGGAUGAGCCACAGAACUACUCUGCGGCGGCUGGUGCCACCGCGCCGGCCGCCACUACCACCACUGACACCCCUGCCACCUCACCGGCGCCGGCCACCAUGACCCCGGAGCUGGCCAACACGGCUGCUGCCAACGACGCUUCAGCCGCCGCCGCAGCUGCCACACCUACCAUAUGCAACAAGGAAUUGCAAGAAAAAGACAAGGAAAACCUCUCUGUCAAUGACAAGCCUGGCAGACGGGAACGACUCCGCAAGGACGAUGACAAGAACAAGGAUGCCCAGGACUCCAGUGAUGAUGACAAUGCCGCAGAACACGGUAAGGGAGGACCCCACGAGUGCCUGGUGUGUAAUGCCCAGUUAGAACACUACGGACAGUCACGACCCGUGGGUCCGGGUCAGGCCUCACAGUACGGACUCUCAGAGUCCCAUCUGACCGCCAGUACUCGCGUCUGCAACGCCUGCAGGUGUCGGGCCGUACGUAGAAGAGUCACACAAUGCCCGAUACCUACUUGCCCAACACCUAAAUGGAGAGGGAAGAGACUGCGCCCACUACCCUCCAAGUGGACCCAACUAGCACCCGAAGUCAGGGAUCCAAUUAUUAGGGAGUUCCAGAUCCCGGCCGAGGUCAACAAGUGCUGCUCGGCUUGCCACAACCGCAUCAGUCGCAAGCUUGGCCAAGACCUGGCCGAGGAGCCAGUCGACCCGACCCGCUGGUCCGAAGAUGACAUCGACGGCCUUAGAGCGGCCCUCAGAGAGGUUGGGUGUCACUGGUCCAAGGUAGCGGAACGACUACCCAAUAAGACGGAGGGUCAAUGCAAAAGUUUCUAUUUUAAUUUCAAGAAGAAAUACAAGUACGACGACGUGGUGGCUGAGUACAGGAAAUCCCGGGGUAAGGGCGAUGGCCCGCCGACGGUGACAGAUGAAGAGGAGAGCGGAUCAUCUACAUCAAGCUGUGAGGAGGAUGGCGCUGUACCUCCGCCGCCCGCCGGGCCAGACUCUGCCUCCGACACCAACUCUGCGCCCUCCCCACCGGCGGCUGCGGCGGCACACUACAACAACAUAGAUGGAGAGAAGGCUGAGAGCGGUGGUGGCAGUGACGGUGUAAUCAAGGAGCCACCACCGCCGGUGGCACAGCCACCGGCCAGUGUACGGGAGGACAAUGAUUCCUCGGCCACGGCCAGCGCUGACGAGGGCCAGAGUGGCGUCGGCCGUGACUCCCCUGAGGUCCAGCACAUCCCCCACCCAGGCGAGAGGCGGCCACCGCCCAUCACGCCCACCAAGCCGCCGCCCCACACCACACCGCCCAACUCCAAGGCACCGCCGGCACCGGCAGAUGCUGUCUCAUCGUCAUCUAGCAACGUUCGCGACCUGAUUUACAUAACAAUUGAAAAGUCGCUGGAGGACAAGAUCCCGAACCCGCCCACAAAAUCGCCGCCCACCCUACACUCCAUCUUGAAAGCAACUCAUGGGCGGCAGGCGCCACCCCAGCCCUCGCCGGGUGGGGUAGAUUACCAGCGGGAGCAGCGGCUGGGCGUGCCGGGGCGGUACAAUGACCCGCGAGCAUGUCUCCCACCCAGCGACGCACCGCCAUACCACCCACAAGACGUGCAGUGCGAGGGGCUCGACCUGAGUAUCCACAAGCGCAACCGCUCACCGCCCCAGCCACCACCCCAGCCACCACUGCAUGCCCAGCAGACGCACCAGCCACCCACUGCCACUCCAAGGGACAUCCCAACACUGACAGUGAGGGGCGGUGCUGAGGUCACUAUCACCAGCAAGGAGCCACCACCACGAGCGCACUCCAACACAACAUAUGCCAAGCCACCACCCGAACCCUGGGUGCUGGCAGACCCGCGCAAGUCACCAUCAGCUUACAUCGCCGACUCCCGCACCAUGUCCCAUCAACCACCAUCAAUCAUGACCAGCGUGGUAGCCGGCGGUGCAUCACCGCUGGUGUACACCACACCUGUACGCCCUCAGCAUACCCAGCAGCCGCCCAAACCCAAAGUGAGCAUGGCGCCACCACCACCACUAACUACCGUGCGCAACCAACACCCACCGCCGCAGGCGGUCAGCACGGCGUCCAGAAUUCCCCUCAAGUCGGAAAAGCCGUUGCACGUGGGUUCCAUAACCCAUGGAACGCCGGUCAACCCGCCACCUAUAGUCUCUGUGCCCAUGUCGCAGUCGACCCGCUUCGACAUGAUGCCCAAGACUGGCAUGGGAAAGGAGGGUGGCUCCAUCACACAGGGAACGCCCAUGCAUCAUGACCAGAAGCGGUCAGGCAGCUCCAACCCAUACAAGGACGUGGUGUUUGAGCCCAGGCCGGGCAGUGGCGUCGAGAUCAUCCCUCGGCCAGCGUUCGCCCCACAGUACGACCGUGACCACAUGUACCGGGGCCCCAGGCCGCCCAUAUCCACUGCACCACCCACCACGACGUACGCCUACCCCAGCUAUGCCUACCCUGCCCGGCCGCCAUAUUCUGAAUCUCAGAUCACCUCGCGCCACAUCAUUGCUACUGACUACCUGACGUCGCAGCAGAUGCCGGGGCGGCGGGUCAACGAGAAGGACCCUAGGGUGUCACCACGGGGCCGGGACCACAGUCCCCAGCAGGAUCCUCGUGACCACCGCACCUUGCCUGGCGCCACCACCGUCAACCGCAUUAUCGACACCAGGGGAAUUGACCACCGGACGAUUGACAUCCGGACAGUAGAUCCCCGUUCCAUUGACCUCAGGAACAUGGAUGGCCGAAAUUUGGAUCCCCGGUUGGACCCACGGACGAUAGACCACAGGAUGGUUGAGCUGCGCAGCUCUGGGGACCCUCGUAAUGUGUACUACCAGGCGAGUGGACCCCACGGCUCCUACCAGCCGCCAGCGCAACCACCAUCAACUCCUGUCUAUCUACAGCAGGAGAGAGUCUCCCGGCCGCCACCCUCACCUGCCUCAACCAGGGACGCCACGCCCACGCCACCCACUAGUGAACCCGCCCCAUCACCUCAUGAGUUCCGUUCCCCCGGUGUCUCCACGCCCACCCCCCCACCCAGAGUGGGUGUCAUCCAGCGGCGGCCACCCAGCAAGCCGCCGCCUCACCUACCACCGCCCAAGAGUGCAUCGCCGCGGACAGAAACCGGAUGUUUUUCCCCGCGCCAUCCGCCCGGAUCGGAGAACUUUCAGGCACUGGUGGACAUUGCCGUGGCACAGCGAGGCAGCGCGGCGUACCCGGCAGUAGACAUACGGCGGGACAACCGUCCCCAUCACGACACCCAGCAAAUGGAAGGAUUUGAAAAGCAAUUGAGUGACUCCAUGAACCGUACGGUACGCUCCAACCCAAAACACGACAUCCGUGUCACGCCACAUGAUGGACGGGUGCCACCACCUCAACCAGAUGACCGCCGCUACCUGGAACACAGGGCUGAGUAUGAAAGGCAGAGAUGCCUGGCCAAAAACGCCGAGCUAAAGCCAGAUUUGGAGAACGAUGCGGCGAAGGGCCUGGCGGCCUGCUUCAAGAAGGAUGAGCCCAAGGCGGCACCAGCGCCAAAAAGCAGCAACCGUGGCCAGAGCGACACACUGACAGCGGCCAAUUUAAUCGAUGCCAUUAUCACACACCAGAUCAACAAUAACGAUGGUGGCAGUGGUGGAGGCAGUGGUGGAGCAGGUGGUGGUGAGCAGCGUACCUUCAGAAGAGAAGGUGAAGGGUUGCCAGUGGUUGAACUGGACAAGCGCGUCAGAACCUCAACCGUACCGCCAUCCAAGGAGAAGGAGGUGGUAAUGGUCGAGGAUGGGCCGGACCCUCGACCGGCCAACCCCAUCAACCACAAGGAUGGCCUUGGUGCCACUUUACAUGUACCGGCGCAUCACUCGGGGCCAAAGUCCAUACAGGCGCACAUGGACCAGAUUAUCCACCGGGAAUUUACCAGUGGUGACGGCCGCAAGAUGUCAGCGCCGCACCUCACAUACAGUCGGCCACCAUUUGAGAUCCUGAGAACAGAUGGGCGGUCAGUGGUUGGAUCUGGCGGCCCACCGGCAGUAACAGUGUCGCAGGUCGGCUAUGACCACUGGAAGGUCCGCGGCAGCGGGCUCGACAAGGACAGCAAGGAACGCAUCGAGUCUCGUUCACCACACCGCCCACCACCCACCACGCCCUCACCCAGUACCCACCACCUCUCCACUCAACACCUGGCACCAGACGAGCGGCAGAUCAUCCGCAUUGCCCAACCGGUGUCACCGCGUCCUGACCACAAGAUGCGCACGCCCCCAGCAGCACCAGCAGCCAGCUUCCCGGUGGAACCCAUAUCGCCGCCUACUUCCUCACCCCGCCCUGCCUCGGAUCCAAACCACACUGAACAGAAUGUUCACUGGAACUUCCCCAAGCGGUCAUAUCCACCGCAAUCCAAGGAGGUAUUUGAGUACGUCCGCUGUAAGAUUGCAGAGGUGAUGAGAACGCCGGACUCACAGGAUGGUGAGAAGCGGGUGCAUGAGGACGGUCGGCGGGCUGGUACGCCUGUGUCACAGCAGCAGACGAAUGCCCACUUUGAGGUGGAUGAUCCAGCAAAGAAACGCCAACGGCAGGACCCGGGUGAACAGCGGCCACCGUCCCGUCCACGGUCCACCGGGGCUGACGUGGCCAAGGAUAGACGAGAGGAGAGUGCGGCGCGUGACGAAGUGGCUGACUCGCCACAGUCGGGUGAGAUGGUAAUAGAUGAAACGCCACGCGACCACCCGCCCACUUCCAAGGCGGGGGAGGCUGGCGGUGGUGGCAAGGCAGCAGCCAAAGGAGGUGAGGCAGGCUACCCACAGGGCAGUGGCGGGCCGGGCAGCCAAUACCCUUACCCCUACCCCGGCUUCCGCACCCAUGGUGGCCAGGGCGGCCCUGGGGCUACCCCCGCCACCACCACCACUGCCACUGGGGCACGCCACCCCCAGGGCUAUGAGCCCAACGUGGAGCCGGUCAGCGACGACGACUGAGCCGCCGCAGCCGCCGUGAUAAGUGUUUAUCUGUGAUCUGUUAAGUGGACUAGUGUUGUCGCGCCGCCGCCGCCGCAGCCGCUCUCGGUGUACAAAACUAACCCCAUCUGUAUGUGUAUAUAGGCAUAAGUAGAUGUAAUACUCAGGCUACGGGCGUGAGGCGCCAGCCGCCGCUACGACCCCCCAAUCCCGCCCCGCCGCCCCCGCCACACCCCGAGUUCCCAUACCUGCCCCUUCUCCCGUAUUUAUGAAGCCGCCGCCGCUCUGGCGCGGUGGCAGGCGCGACCCCCUCCCCCGCCUGGGUGGCCAUGGACCAUCGCAGAGCUGAGGCGGGCGGGGCGGCGGCCGCCCGCCCGCCGCAUUCAGAUUUCAUUCCAAGGGGGAGCGGCGCACGCCCGCCGCGGGCGGCGAUGCGGCAGAUGGGACCGGCUGGACGGACGGCCGCCGCCAUCACCACCAUCCACCCCGCCCGUCCCGCCCCCCCGCCCACGCUCUCCUACGCACCGCCGCCCAAACUCUCUCAUCAUAUAUGUCAGAAAUGUUAUUUUUGUUGAAAUAAAGAUGCUCAAAAACCUUA
Cherax quadricarinatus is the source of this 6727-nucleotide messenger RNA. RefSeq lists its product as uncharacterized. Gene Ontology annotation, biological process: regulation of transcription by RNA polymerase II. Gene Ontology annotation, cellular component: chromatin. Lineage: Eukaryota; Metazoa; Arthropoda; Malacostraca; Decapoda; Parastacidae. The record is from RefSeq and is a predicted model, not a curated record.